GUGAUCAGAAGAAGUGUACCUGGGCUUCGUAAGCUCUAAAGGGCAAGAAAGCUUUUGAUGUUUCACCAGCCAAGUUGGAAAAAAAAGGAGGGAAAAAAAAAAAAAUGGCUACGAGUAUGAUCCCUCCUGUGAUACAGAAACUAGGCUCCCUACCGAUGGAUGAAGCUAAUUAUCUUUUACAAGCGAAGCCAGAAGUGGAGUCCCUCCGCAAAGAACUCAAUCUGAUGACUACCUCCUCUCUAAAGAAUGCAGAUGCAAUACAUCACAAAAGCGAACGGGCGAAAGAAUGGGCGAGACAACUUAAAGAGUUGGUCUUUGAGGCAAAAGACUCCAUCGACGUCUUUGUACGUAAAGUGGCGCAGAAAGGGCGAGGCGGUGUCGUUUCCAAGUUGCCAAAACUUCUUAUUAAUGCUCACCGGCUAAAAGGGAAAAUAGAAGAUAUCAAAGCUAAGAUCAAGAAGCUUUUAGAAGACAGAAUGAAUUAUGAUAUUAAGCCUUCAGAAGAGGAUCAAACAUCUGCUCAAGCUCAUCAAGGUGAAGCUUCAUGUGAGAGUACUAUAGAUAUUAUGCUGGUCGAUGUGGGGGGCUUUCAAAGCAAAGCAGAGGAACUGGUCAAGUUGCUGAUGGAAGAGAAGCCCCGUGGACAGUUCGGUGUUGUCUCAAUUACAGGCAUAGGCGCAUUGGAAAUAACCUUCCUUGCUUACAAAAUCUACAACAGAGAUGAUGUGAAAAAGCACUUUGAUUGUCAAGCAUGUGUUUAUAUAUCAAAAGAAUAUAAAAUAAGAGAUGUUUUGUUCAAUAUCAUAAAACAAGUUAUGGUGCUCAGAGAUGAGGAGGAAAAGGCAUUGGCAUUAGAGGAGGCUGAAAAGUUGAAGGAGAAACUUUCUGAAUUUCUCAGAGACAAGAAGAACUAUCUCUUCGUGUUGGAUGAUGUAUGGAGUGAAGAUUGGAAUAAAUUGAAACGCUUCUUCCCUGUUCCAUGCAACUAUCAGCAAUGCAGAGUGUUGCUAACAACUCGUGAUGAAGGUGCAAUCUGGCCUGCUGAACUGAUUGCUCCUCCAUACAAGCUACAACUUUUGGAUAAAGAGGGGAAUUGCACCGAGUUACCUGAUCGCUUGAAGCUUUUCUUUCCUUAUUUUGGGUUUUUCCCAAAAGAUACUAAGAUCCAGAGGGACAGAUUGAUUCGUCUAUGGGUUGCUGAGGGAUUUCUAGAACCAAAAGGAGAUUUAACAAUGGAAGAUGUGGGUGGAGAGUGCCUUGAGGAGUUAAUGCAGUGGAACUUGAUCCAAGUUGAGAAGUGGAAAUCAAAUGGAGUACCUGACACAUUUAUUAUUCAUGAUCUCUUCUUAAACUUAGCAAUAUCAAUGGCCAAGGAAGAUCACUUUCUUAAAAUCUCCACUCCUCAUCAUGAGUCCUGGAAAUAUUCUCGUCGUGUAGCCCUCCAUGAUAAUUGUAGAAAAGAUACUAUGGCUGAAGUUUUAAGCGUUUCCUCCUCAUGGAGUGGUUCUUCAAAUCCUCUCCGCUCAUUGCUCUGCUUCACUAAAAUGAACCCAACUCUUUGUGGACAGUUCAAACUACUUAAUGUGUUGGAUCUAGAAGGUGCCCCAGGUAUUGAAAGCUUACCCAAGGAAAUAGGAAACCUCAUUUCUCUCAAGUACUUGAGUUUAUGUCGAACCAGCUUGAAAGCUCUUCCACCUUGGGUUGGUAACUUGCAUAACCUACAGACUCUCAAUCUAUACAAGACUAUGAUUCAAUCAGUCCCCAUUGAAAUAUUUGAAUUGGAUAAAUUAAGGCAUCUUCUAUGCUUUAGCAAGUGCUGGGUGUGGGAAUCUGAUCCUUUCAUUGUUGAGAGUGUCAGUAGGGCUUCACAACGUCUUUCUCCUGCACGCAUCCAAAAUUUAAGAGAUCUCCAGACACUAUGGUUUCAUUCAAGCAGUUGGAUAAAGGGUGGCCUCGAGAAAUUAACCAAUCUCAGGGAGCUGGGCUUAUCAGGUUUUGGUGCACACAUAGAUCACAAGGAUGCAUUGUACAGGGCCCUGUCCAAACUGCAGCGCCUUGAGGUCCUAUACUUGGUGCAACUAACAUUGUCAGGAUGCUACCAAAUACAUCUCCCUUCAUUUUCGAGCCAUUCAUAUCUCUAUGAUAUCACCAUUAUUGGAGUAUUGCCGAACCUCAGUAACUUACCAUCGAAACUCACUAGAUUGAGAUUGGCCUCCAGUAAUCUGGAGGAAGACAUGAUGGAGACGCUCGAGAAGCUACCCAACUUAAAAGAACUUAAAUUAGAUCCGUUCACAUAUGUUGGAGUAGAAAUAAAAUGCACUGAAGGAUGGUUUCCAAAACUCGAAAAUUUGAGUCUUCGUCUGUUUCCUUCUUUAAUGCGUUGGAUAGUGGAGGACAGAGCAAUGCCUAAUUUAAAGACAUUGGAAAUUAAUUCCCUUAUGGAGUUGAGAUGUAUUCCACAUGGGCUGAGACACAUCACUGGACUACAGCGACUUUCAUUAGAAAUGCCACAGGAGUUCCUUGAUAGGGUUAAAAAAGGUGGAGAAGAUUGGCAGCAGAUCAGCCAUGUACCUUUCAUCAUGACAAGGGAAGUGCAUCACAUCCCAAAGGCAGAUAUCAUGUCCCGAAAUCUUCCUAGGGACAUGAAGGAGCUCUCCUGUAGCCAACCUCGCAUCUAGAGUCAGUGAAUCUCUCUCUCUCUCUCUCUCUCUCUCUCUCUCUC
Macadamia integrifolia is the source of this 2722-nucleotide messenger RNA. Its product is annotated as disease resistance RPP8-like protein 3. Bases 105 to 2678 code for a protein of 857 amino acids. Gene Ontology annotation, biological process: defense response. The record is from RefSeq and is a predicted model, not a curated record. Gene Ontology annotation, molecular function: ADP binding. The transcript has a single exon. Lineage: Eukaryota; Viridiplantae; Streptophyta; Magnoliopsida; Proteales; Proteaceae.